Messenger RNA from Poeciliopsis prolifica (blackstripe livebearer), 1009 nucleotides. Its product is annotated as m-AAA protease-interacting protein 1, mitochondrial-like. The record is from RefSeq and is a predicted model, not a curated record. Gene Ontology annotation, cellular component: mitochondrial inner membrane. Bases 166 to 804 code for a protein of 212 amino acids. Gene Ontology annotation, biological process: protein insertion into mitochondrial inner membrane from matrix; inner mitochondrial membrane organization. NCBI's taxonomy places the organism in Eukaryota, Metazoa, Chordata, Actinopteri, Cyprinodontiformes, Poeciliidae. The transcript has 3 exons. Gene Ontology annotation, molecular function: ribosome binding.
GAAGAACCAGCUAAAGAUACAUAAAAGAAACAUUAAAUGUUAUUUGAAUAAAUGGCACAAAUAGUUUAGUGAAGGUGAAGCUGGGUCACGGCUCUGGUUUCUGCUGGGUUUCUGACGGGAAAAACGUGUUUCGGGUCGGAACCAGCAGUGAAGCGGACGGUAAAGAUGGUGUCCGUCCUGUUCAGAUGUUAUCGUCGGCUGCCUUCAUCCUUCACUCUGGCUCGGUUCGUUUUCAACCAGAAUCUGGUUCGGAGUCAGCGGUGCUGUCUGGUCCGGGCGGGUAGCCUCCCGGCCAGCCGGGCCUACAGCUCGGAGCGCGAUCAGAACCACCCGAAGCCGAAGGUGGUGGUGUUCGGCAUCCCGAACCCGUUCAUCUGGAUCCGGACCCGGAUCUGCUACUUCUUGAUCAGAACCUACUUGGACGAAGAGUUCAGCAUCGAGGAGUUCACACAGGGAGCGAAGCAGGCUUUCUCCCACGUCUCCAGACUUUUGUCUCGGUGUCAGUUUGAGGCUCUGGAGGGCCUCGUCGCUAAAGAUCUGGUCAGGAAGCUGAAGCAGAAGUGCGGCUCGUUGCCGUGCAGCUACCAGAGAGCUCUGUGUGCCGAGCCGCAGGACAUGAUGUACACGAUGCUGGGAGACAUGGCCGUCUUCUUAGACCACAACGGUGAGCUAAGAUCUGGCAGCACAAACAAAACACUGACAACAGCACAUUUAUUCCUAACAGGGCUUUUUAUUCAUUUAUUAUUAAUAAAAAACACAAAUGAUUUCUUACAAACUGUUUUUAUUUAUUUUGAAAGACACUAAUUAAUUUCUAACUUUAAGUGUUUAGAUUAGGGGUCACCAACCUGGUGCCCGCGGGCACCCGGUCGUCCGGAGGGACCUUUUCAGUCGCCCGCGGAGCCACUUCUAAAAAUAGCAUUAUCAUUAGGGAGCACUACCAAAAAAUAAUUUAAUUAAAUGUUUUUACAUUGAAGUAAUGAUGUUUGUUUAUAUUUAGAGUUCAAAAGAG